Messenger RNA from Pecten maximus, 1902 nucleotides. RefSeq lists its product as uncharacterized. Gene Ontology annotation, molecular function: chromatin binding. Lineage: Eukaryota; Metazoa; Mollusca; Bivalvia; Pectinida; Pectinidae. Bases 17 to 1774 code for a protein of 585 amino acids. The transcript has 5 exons. Gene Ontology annotation, cellular component: nucleus. The record is from RefSeq and is a predicted model, not a curated record. Gene Ontology annotation, biological process: mitotic G2 DNA damage checkpoint signaling.
GUACAUUUAAUUUAUCAUGAAAUUUCUAUUCACAAAGGAUAUCUCCCUGACUUAUGGCGGGAAACCCAAAGUGAAAGUAGAUUUGGGGAUCCCUGCACAUCGGCAUACAUAUUGUAGAGAGAUGCCACAAGAGUUCCAAGUGUUGCGAUGCUACCAGUGUUCGACUUUCCAAGUGCAUCAAGUGAAGAAAGCAAAGAAGUGGAGCUGUAAGAUGUGUGGGGAAAAACAAUCUGUUAUCAAGGUGUUUGGGAGGGGAGUAGCAGCAGACUGUCGACGCCAUGUUCAGAAACUUAACAGUCUGAGGGGUGAGAUAGAGCAGGUCACCUUCGAAAGCAGUCCUAGUUAUACUUCUCAGGAGCAGUCAGAGUUAUCACACCAACAGAUGACUGAGGACAAUAACCCCUCUGUUGAUCGCUGGUCUAGGUUUGUGACCCCUUACGAGGAGGAAGGUGAUGCAGAAGAUGAUGAAAAUGAUGACAUGUUCACAACAGAUAUGGCUGAGUUGAGGCAGAAACAGAUGACAAGAAAAAGGAAAAGAUAUCAGAGGGACAACGAUUGUGAAGAUGAUUCAUCUGAUCACUCUCAGUUUAUUUACGGUAGAAGUCAAAUUCAGGACAGAAGACAAAUACAAAUUGAUGACUCUCCAGAAGGGUCUUCCACCGAUAUGAGAGGAAGGAAAGGCAAUAUUAAUCACUUGGAGAACAAAACUUUUAUCCAGGAAUACAAGUCUCCUUCUCAGGCAAGGUACCCGUCUGUAAACUCUGUGUGUUCAGUCAAAGAUGACAACGAAGGUCAAGGACAUUGGUCAAAUUUAGGCGGAAAUGUAACAAUUCAUCAUUCUGGUUACCAUGGAAACCAGAGGGAUGCAUUGCCAGGAGAUAGGCCAGGUCCUGCAGCUAAUACAGGUCAAGGUUAUGGCAAUUAUCAGGGCAUGAACAAGGUUCAAAUACUGAACAAAUGUCAGACUCAUCAUAAAGUUCAGGAUACAGAUCAAGGCUUAAAUAAUGGCCAAGUUCAUCUUGAUGGUAUGAAAAAGAAUCGAAAUGCAUCUAAAUGGAGUAAGUAUAAAAAUGACUCGGAUUCAAGUGAAGAAACUUACACUUUUAAAGAACAAUCAAUUAAUGGAAUUGACAUUUGUGAAAAGGGACAUAAUCAAAAUCUGAAUGCUGAUAAAGGAAAAGCUUUAGGUAUUGCUACCUCUGUACAAAGUAAAUUUAAAGGCUCAACAGAAACUACUCGGGGUUUUUCUGUCCAGGAAGGAAGACUCAAAGAUUUUGUAAAUGCUAGAUCAUCAACCGUAAAACUGACAAGUCAUGAUGAGAUGUGGAGGGAAAGUGUGACGUCUAAGACAUGUAUUGGAAGGGCAUGCCCUGAGGAAAGAGUUGGUGUUUUGGGAAGUAGAUUUAUAGAGGGUAAAGGUAACAGAUGUAGGGGAGAUAAUUCUAACAGUAUUACUGGACUGGAAGAUAAGCAGGGUAACACAGAUAAAUUUAAUAGUGUAAAUCAGGACAGCUUUGCAAGUACUCGAAAUCCAAACUAUAAAAGUCAUUAUCAGACAAGUUCUGAACCAUUAACCAGUUGUAGUGAAAGCUUUCACAACUCGUACAUUACAGAACAGGACAUCACACCCAGUACAGAAUUGUCCUCUCUAUCACAUUUAACUAGGUGUAACCAAGGGAUGGGUCAUUCUGAACAUGUAGUGUCACAAAAGUCCACUUCUCUGCAGUCAAUGUUUGUAACAGAGGAUAUCACAGACGAGGAUUUGUUACUAUAGAAAGUUUAUCAUCUUUGAAUGAAUUGUCUUUACAAAUAUUGUUUAGUUUGUCAAAUGAUCUACUAUCAGGUCCACCUGUGAACCUCGGCAAUUUUCAUUGUGUAAAUAAAAUUUCAAAGAAAUUUGAA